Westerdykella ornata is the source of this 843-nucleotide messenger RNA. RefSeq names its product eIF-3 RNA-binding subunit. The transcript has 3 exons. Bases 1 to 843 code for a protein of 280 amino acids. Gene Ontology annotation, cellular component: eukaryotic translation initiation factor 3 complex; cytoplasm. NCBI's taxonomy places the organism in Eukaryota, Fungi, Ascomycota, Dothideomycetes, Pleosporales, Sporormiaceae. The record is from RefSeq and is a predicted model, not a curated record. Gene Ontology annotation, molecular function: translation initiation factor activity; RNA binding.
AUGUCUCGAGUAGCAGGCCGCACCGACUGGGCCGAAGAAGAAGACGAAGACUCGCUCCAACUCCCCCAACAAACCAUCACCAAGAACAAAGACGGAACCGAAACCAUCGUCACCUACUCCAUCCGCGAAGAUGGCAAGAAAGUGAAAACCACCCGCCGCAUCAAGAAGACCACCAUCAAGACCAUCGUGAAUCCCCGCGUCGCGGAGCGCAAACACUGGGCCAAGUUCGGGCUCGAGAAGGGCAAGCCCGCUGGGCCCCAGACAGAUACCACGUCCGUUGCAGAGAACAUCUUGUUCAGGCCCAUGGCCGGGUGGAAGGCUACGACCGAGGAUAAGAGUGAGGAGGCAAAGAAGAAGAAUUCGCUCAAGGAUGCGAAGAUCAAGUGCCGUAUCUGUUCCGGAGACCACUGGACGACCAAGUGUCCGUUCAAGGAUACCAUGGCGCCCGAGGGCGUGGACUCAGCGGCGGAUAUGAAGGACGACGUGCCGGAAACGGGCGCCUUGGGUGGAGGUGGCUCCAGCUAUGUGCCGCCUCACCUGCGUGGUCGCGGUGGCGCGGGGGAGAAGAUGGGUGGCAAGUUCGAGAGAGACGAUCUGGCGACACUGCGUGUUACCAACGUGUCAGAGUUUGCCGAAGAGCAAGAGUUGCGCGAGCUGUUCGGUCGAUUCGGACAUGUCACUAGGGUGUUCUUGGCCAAGGACAGGGAGACCAACAGAGCUAAGGGCUUUGCCUUUGUCAGCUUUGCGGACAGAUCUGAUGCCGCGAAGGCGUGCGAGAAAAUGGAUGGCUAUGGUCUGCACCACCUUAUCCUGCGAGUCGAAUUUGCGAAGAAAGCGAACUAA